AUAAUUUUCUUUUGGGGUUUAUGUCAGCAAAGGGUGAAUUCAAGUUCUUUCAUAUAAUUCUUUUGGUUGUUGUUUUUUUUUGGUCUCAAUGACUUAGAAGUGGGGACAGAAUGCUCUAUGCAUUUUGAAAAAUAAAUGUUAAGUGUCUAGCAUCCCAGAAAUUUGUUUUCUUUAUUUUUUUAUUUCAUUAUUCAUCAAGGAUAAGUUGAAUUUAGAUCUUAUAAAGGGAUGACAUCCAACUUUCUUUAUAACACAUUUAGGCUCAAUAGUUUUUGGAAGUUACAUUCUCAAAAUUCAGCUGAAAUGUUAUUAAUAACAUAUAAACAUAUUGCAUCUUCUUUUACUGUUAAUUUUGACCUGAAGUGAUGCUUUCCGUAAAUGGAAUUCAGCUUUGACUUAAAUCUUUUUGUAACUUCUUUAGUUUCAGAAACUUCAGAUAAUUUGACCUAAUAAAUAAUGAGUUUUGGCCUAGCAAUGGCUACUUUAGUCAUUGACUUCAGCUAAUGCUAACUGGUUUUGUUAGAAACAUGGAAAAGUAAAUGAGGAUACUCUAUAUAAUUUUUAUUAUUGACGUUUUGGGAAUGAAUGUGCUGAUGGUGAUACUUUGAGCAUUAUGAAACAUCAUGCAUUAUUGUACUUGAUUUUUACAAUUUCUAAGUGAACUCAUGCUAAGACUACCACUUAUUCUGUUUAUGCUACAAUAUUGAAUCUUAGUACUGACAGAUAUCUCUUAUCAAAUGCUUUUUCACUAUUCUGAAAUUUCAAAUUGCAUUACAGCCAUGUUUGUGUCAAGAAUGACUAGGAUAUUAUAACUUUUAAAUGUAUGGCAAUCUGCCAAAACAGAUUUUAGAUGUACUGAAGUCAUUUAAUUUAGCUUAGAAUGUGGUACAAGCUUUCAUAAGUUAAACUGUAAAGUUUGAUUGGCUGAUUAAUGAUAUGAAUCAUUACGAGUAGCUUACACAAGAACACAUUUUAAUUCUCUUAUUGCAAUAGUCUUUAUAUCUCAUUAUGUACGGAUGGAUGUUUCUAGUAGUUCAAGUUUCUUCUUGUUUUUUAUAUUUGUUAUCAAAUUACAUGUGUUUUGGGCAGCAUUUUCAAAAGCGCUAGGCGCCAAGGCACCAAAAUGUUUGAGGAACUAGGUGCCCACCCGAGCGAAGCGAGAGAUAUACAGGAUCCAGAACACCCAUAUACACUGGAAGAGUUGAAGGUGGUAACAGAAGAUUCAAUUGAAGUGAAUGAUAAACAAAGUCAUGUUAGUGUUACUUUUACACCAACGGUUGAGCAUUGCAGUUUGGCAACUACUAUUGGACUUUGCCUUCGUGUUAAACUUAUGCGUAGUCUCCCUUCUCGUUACAAGGUGGACAUAAGGGUGGCACCUGGGACUCAUGCAACUGAAGCUGCUGUGAAUAAGCAGUUAAAUGACAAAGAACGGGUAGUAGCAGCUCUGGAGAAUCCUAAUCUAAUGUACAUGAUCGACAGGUGCUUAGAACCAACCUUUUAUUAUUGAUCUUGGUUGGGACCUCCUCCCAGAAUUAUAGAGACCACUGUUUGUAUGUUUCUCCUGCCUUCUAUCCCACCACUUUAUCUUACUGCUGUUUUGAAUAUUUCAAGGAUCUCACUUGUAUAAUUGUAUUGAUUUUUGGGAACUAUGAUUAUUUCGGAACAUAAAAAUUCCUGUGAUCAAUAAAAGCAAAUAGUUUUGACA
Messenger RNA from Musa acuminata AAA Group (dessert banana), 1705 nucleotides. Its product is annotated as protein AE7-like. The record is from RefSeq and is a predicted model, not a curated record. The transcript has 5 exons. The coding region runs from base 1124 to 1507 and encodes 127 amino acids. Lineage: Eukaryota; Viridiplantae; Streptophyta; Magnoliopsida; Zingiberales; Musaceae. Gene Ontology annotation, biological process: iron-sulfur cluster assembly.